UCUGCUUCCGCCAGCCAACUCAUCUUGGAGCAGUGCUCCGAGGCUAUAGCUACAAUGAUAUUUAUACUUCUUUUAAUUUAUUGUACGUCCUUAGGUACCGCUUUUGAGAUGAAGUCUAUUUUUUGUUCAAUAUCUGAUAGCUGCGACUGUGACUUCAAACCAGACAAAAAAGGUUUAGAGUGGGACCUUUAUAAAAACCUUUAUGGUCAACAUAUGGCCCAGGAUAUUGUCUCGGAAGCAGUGGUGAAUUUUUUACAGAAUGAGAACCCAGACAGACCACUAGUGCUGUCUUUCCAUGGAGCAUCUGGGACUGGAAAAAGUCUGGUCAGCUCUAUGAUAGGACGACACAUCUACGGAACAGCUAUGGGCAGUCCAUACAUCCAUCAGUUUAUUCCCACCUUACACUUUCCUUUGGCUGACAGGGUGCAACAGUACAGGUCAGAUCUAAAACACUGGGUUGAGAGAAACCUCACAGCUUGUGCUCGCUCAAUCUUCAUCUUCGAUGAGAUGGAGAAAAUGCCUCCUGGUGUGAUCGAUGCUUUAGAACCACAUUUAGGCCCCUUUCAUGUUCUAUUCCAGACAAACUACCGUAAAGCGAUUUAUAUAUUUAUCAGUACUGUAGGUCAGGAGGUAAUUAACAAAGUUGCGCUGGAGAGCCGUCAGGCAGGUAGAGAUCGAGAGGACAUUCUCCCGAAAGAGCUGGAGGACAGUAUUGCUAAUGCGGUGUACAACAAAAAGAACAGUGGGUUCUACCACUCCAGAAUAAUUACAGAAAAGCUUAUCACUCGUUUUGUGCCUUUCCUCCCCUUGCUGCGGCGCCACGUGGAGCGCUGUGCCCAGCGGGAGCUCUGCCAGCGUGGGGAGUGUCAGCGGGCAGAUGUGGCAUCAUCGGUAGGGGGCGCCAUGACUUACACACCAAAUGACAGCCAAUACUUCUCCAGCACUGGCUGCAAAUUAGUCCCGGCUAAAGUUAACCUUUUCCUUUGAGGGUUAAAGUGAAAUCCCUUAAGGAUCUUGACAGCAACUCCGAGCACAGAGCCCUUUGGAUGAUGGAGCUACAGAGUAAAGUCACCUGCAUUUGGGGACAUUCUCUUAUUUGUAUGUUUCAUCCAUAUGGAUGAGUUCUGAUGAAGAGAGAGUAGAAUUCGAUAAAUAACUCUGGUUAGAUCUGGUUUUGCCGUUUUUAAUCAAGCAUGGAUUAAGCCUGUUGCUAGUUAAUAAAAGGACAGAUUCAGAGAGCCGGCCUCAGUUCUCUAGGCCACUGAAACAACCUACAACACACUCAGUUUCAGAGUGCAGUUAACUACAAAUCAAGUGCUCUCAGAACUUCAAAGAUUGUUUAUUUCAUCGUGGGAUAUUCAUUUAACAAUGGAACUAAGUGCUGUACUUAUGCCGACCACAGGGUGGCAGCAGUGCCUACUUGAUACUUGAAGCAAGGUUUUUUUUUUUGU
Molecule: messenger RNA, 1451 nt
Organism: Sinocyclocheilus anshuiensis
Lineage: Eukaryota; Metazoa; Chordata; Actinopteri; Cypriniformes; Cyprinidae
Product: torsin-2A-like
Exons: 5
Coding region: 55-987 (310 amino acids)
Cellular component (GO): endoplasmic reticulum lumen; endoplasmic reticulum; nuclear envelope
Molecular function (GO): ATP binding; ATP hydrolysis activity
Source: RefSeq, a predicted model, not a curated record